Molecule: messenger RNA, 6132 nt
Organism: Nycticebus coucang (slow loris)
Lineage: Eukaryota; Metazoa; Chordata; Mammalia; Primates; Lorisidae
Gene: JPH3
Product: junctophilin 3
Exons: 5
Coding region: 425-2686 (753 amino acids)
Biological process (GO): regulation of synaptic plasticity
Cellular component (GO): plasma membrane; junctional membrane complex; endoplasmic reticulum membrane
Source: RefSeq, a predicted model, not a curated record
GCCUGAGCCGCCCGCGCGCCCGGCCGGGCCUCGAGAGGCGCCGUCCCGCGGGGCCCGCCGGCGAGGGGCAUCUGCCGCUGAGGUGGAGCCGCGGGCACCAGCGCCGCCGCUCCUGCCCCCUCCCUCCCCUCCCCUCCCCUCCCCCUCCCCCCCGGCCCCGUCUCCAGCGGGAGCGCGAGACGCUGGUCAGGCUCCGCGGCGCCGCUGGGGAGGAGCGCUCGCCCCGACCCUCCGAGACCCCGCCGAGGCCCGCGCCGCGGCCCCGCCGCCCCGGAGCUGCCCGCUGUGGUCUUCGCCGGCUCCAUUCUUCCUUUAAAAACCCGAAUCCAAACAGAACGCCGGCCAGCCAGCCCAGCCAGACUCCGGUGUGUUGAUCGCCUCCUGUUUUUCACCGCUUGCGGGAUUUGCAAACCGAGUUUCAUGCAUGUCCAGUGGGGGCAGGUUUAAUUUUGACGACGGAGGGUCCUACUGUGGAGGCUGGGAGGACGGCAAGGCGCACGGCCAUGGCGUCUGCACCGGCCCCAAGGGCCAAGGCGAAUACACCGGCUCGUGGAGCCACGGCUUCGAGGUGCUGGGCGUCUACACCUGGCCCAGCGGCAACACGUACCAGGGCACCUGGGCGCAGGGCAAGCGCCACGGCAUCGGCCUGGAGAGCAAGGGGAAGUGGGUGUACAAGGGCGAGUGGACGCACGGAUUUAAGGGGCGCUACGGGGUGCGGGAGUGCACGGGCAACGGCGCCAAGUACGAAGGGACCUGGAGCAACGGGCUGCAGGACGGAUAUGGGACCGAGACCUACUCUGAUGGAGGGACGUACCAGGGCCAGUGGGUCGGUGGCAUGCGACAGGGCUAUGGUGUGCGGCAGAGCGUCCCCUACGGCAUGGCCGCGGUCAUCCGCUCGCCCCUGAGGACAUCCAUCAACUCUCUGCGCAGCGAGCACACCAACGGCACGGCGCUGCACCCCGAUGCGUCCCCGGCGGUGGCCGGCAGCCCGGCCGUGUCCCGAGGGGGCUUCGUGCUGGUGGCCCACAGCGACUCGGAGGUCCUCAAGAGCAAGAAGAAGGGGCUGUUCCGGCGCUCGCUGCUCAGCGGGCUGAAGCUGCGCAAGUCAGAGUCCAAGAGCAGCCUGGCCAGCCAGCGCAGCAAGCAGAGCUCCUUCCGCAGCGAGGCCGGCAUGAGCACCGUCAGCUCCACUGCCAGCGACAUCCACUCCACCAUCAGCCUGGGCGAGGCCGAGGCCGAGCUGGCGGUCAUCGAGGACGACAUCGACGCCACCACCACCGAGACCUAUGUCGGCGAGUGGAAGAACGACAAGCGCUCGGGCUUCGGCGUGAGCCAGCGCUCGGAUGGGCUCAGGUACGAGGGCGAGUGGGCCGGCAACCGGCGGCACGGCUACGGCUGCCUGACCUUCCCCGACGGCACCAAGGAGGAGGGCAAGUUCAAGCAGAAUAUCCUCGUGAGCGGAAAGCGCAAGAACCUUAUCCCGCUGCGGGCCAGCAAGAUCCGUGAGAAGGUGGACCGGGCCGUGGAGGCCGCCGAGCGGGCCGCCACCAUUGCCAAGCAGAAGGCCGAGAUCGCGGCUUCCAGGACCUCCCACUCGCGGGCCAAGGCCGAGGCAGCCCUCACGGCAGCUCAGAAAGCCCAGGAGGAAGCUCGGAUCGCCAGGAUCACUGCCAAAGAGUUCUCACCUUCCUUCCAGCACCGGGAAAAUGGGCUGGAGUACCAGAGACCGCAGCAUCAGCUUUCCUGCGAGGACAUUGAGGUGCUCUCCACGGGGACACCCCUGCAGCAGGAGAGCCCCGAGCUGUACCGCAAAGGCACCACCCCUUCCGACCUGACUCCCGAUGACAGCCCCCUGCAGAGCUUCCCCGCCAGCCCCAUGGCCACCCCUCCGCCAGCCCCUGCCUCGAGGAACAAGGUGGCCCACUUCUCCCGGCAGGUGUCUGUGGAUGAGGAGCGAGGCGGGGACAUCCAGGUGCUCCGGGAGGGCCGGGGCGGGGACCACGCCCACAGCAGCUGGAGCGAGGCGCGGCCCGCGGGCGCCAGGGGUGUCCGCAGCGGUGCCCUGCGCAGUGGCCAGCCCGCAGAGGACUUCCGCUGCCGCGGCUCGGGCCACAAGCAGCCCGGGAACCCCAAGCCCCGGGAGCGGCGGACGGAGUCCUCGCCCCUGUUCUCCUGGACUUCCCAGCACCGGGCCGGCAGCCACAGCCCCGGGAGCGCCAAGCUGCUGGAGUUGGAGGAGAGGCACAGCAACUACACCGCGGAGAUGCAGCCGCUGCGCAGGAUGGACGCGCACGCGCAGGACGUGCACCCCCAGAAAAGACGCUACAGCAAGGGGGCCGCCGGCCGCGGUGCGGGGGAGGACCACCGCGCCGAGGACCGGGGCUUCGGGGUGCAGAGACUGAGGUCCAAGGCCCAGAACAAGGAGAACUUCAGGCCGGCCCUCUGCGCGGAGCCCACGGUGCAGAAACUGGACAGCCUGCGGCUGGGCGGCAGGGCUGAGCCCCGGCUGCUGCGCUGGGACCUGACCUUCUCCCCGCCUCGCAAGUCCCUACCUGUCGCCCUGGAGUCAGAUGAGGAAAACGGGGACGAGCUCAAGGCCAGUACGGGCUCGGCACCCAUCCUGGUCGUCAUGGUGAUCCUGCUGAACAUCGGAGUUGCCAUUCUGUUUAUUAACUUUUUCAUCUGAGGAGGGGGCUGCAACAGCAAGACUGCUGUGUACAAAGGGGCACAUCAACAGCAAACCGACAGAAAGGACAGCUCGUAACUCAGAUGGGCCAACAACUUCCAAGUCUCUUCGGAGAAGAACAAGAUUGGGUAUUACUCACAGUUUGCCUUUUUUUCUGGGUAACGUUUUUUGGAUUUCAGCCAAAAUUCUUUGCUUAACACUCUGCUGUGUGGCAUGGCAGGAGGAGGCCAGCACGCAGACCCCCAGCUCGACGGGAGGGGGGGAGAGGGGGGGUCCGGCAGAUCAACGGCAAGAAAGAAUAUCGUGUCACCAUCAUCACACUUCCCCAUGGGGGGUAGGAGGGCCCUCGGAAUGUGUACCCGGCCGUGCCCGGCAAGGGGGAGGCAGCUGCGGCUGGACCCUCACACAGAGGCCAAAAUCCUCUGCUGCUCCUGUCUGGAAUGGCCUGGUGACGGGGUGGGGAGGGUCCUACCCAGCAGGCAACCUGCCCUGCCUGAGGAAGAGACGCCUCCUCCUCUCUCCCCACCACACAGCACUGCCUGGCCUCCCUGGAGAAGCCGACACCCCCCCAAGUCUUAAGCUAAGUCCUUAUUUCUUCUGCCAUUUCCCCCACCAGACCCAGAGGGGUCAGAGGCCGACUAUGACCUGACGGGAUGGGGCCGUGUGCAGAGCGUGCAGGCAGACUCGUCCCUGGCAGUAAGGGCCCAGAGGACAUCUCCUCUGGCUGCCACUGACCUCAAGGGGUUCCCAUGUCUGUACCUGCUUGGUCCCCUAACAGACAUGCAUUCCCCUUUCAGAUGCUCUAUGCUGCCCCAGGGUGGGUCUGGGCCCUGGACAAGAAGCUGGCUGAAAAUUUCUGAGAAUCUGUAGCAUAUCCAACCUCCACCCCCCUGCAAAAUGUACAAUGUGACUUGUUUCAGUCAAACAAAAACAGGUUCCUCAUGUUUCUGCCUUCUUCACCAGGGUCGUCCCAUCACUCAAAAGUACAAAGUUUGCCAGGAUGUCCGAGUGCCCGAGGCCCCGGUCCUCGUGUGCAUGGACGUGUCGGGGGGACUCGGCACGCCCAUCACAGGACACCCUGUGCUUGUGCCGGGGGUGGGGGGUGUCCGUGACUCUCAUCCCGCUUUCUGGGUGCAGCCGUCUCAUGGACUCUGCCUUGCUUUGCUUACGUUUAGCUGUCCUCUGCUGCCUUUCGAGCAGAUUUCUUUACUACACUGCACUGGAUUGCUAUAUUUUUAACCAGAAAUAAACUAAAGAUUAGAGCAUGUUCCAGUUAAAUUCAGUUUUACUGUUUUCCGUUAUACGUUCACCCAGCCCUCCCACUCCCCGGUCCUUCUCACAGUCUGGUCUGGGGACAGAGGAGAGGGUCGAGUGGUGGGCACACAGCGCGUUCCUGAAUGUCGCUUUCUAAGGGGAUAUGACAUCUUUUUGUACAUCUUACUUUUCCGUUCCUCUUUUUUAAUAUCAAGUGGUUGCUGCAGCCCUGAAGUGAACCAAAUAAAGAUUCCUGCUCUUUGCAGCUCUAAGAAUCCGCUGUGCUGGGGCGUGUGCUUUGUACUUCUGUUUGCAGCUCUGUACGGGUUAGAGAGACAUGGAAGGGCCGAGUGCUGACACGGAUACACCAGACACACACGCAGCCCCACAGAACGCGAGUGUGGAGCAGAAGUGCGGGCGGUUUCGUGCCGGAGGAGCUUGUCUACUGCCAAUGAGACAACCCUGGGGGCAAGGCCAUCUCUCCAGUAAAUUCCGAGUGGGUUUAGUCAGGACAGAAGUACUGUGGGUUUGGGAGAGUCCAGGAAGCAAACCUCUCAUCUCCAGGGGAUUGAGGCUGCCUCUCAGGACCCUGCCAGCAGCUGACGCGGUCACCUUGCCAUCCCACCUGUCCAGAGCCCUUCCCUAAAAGGUACACAAGUUGGUCCUCUGGGACACAUGGCACUAAGCUCCAGGACGAGGACAGCGAGGUGCUGUGGUGGGACAGCACGAGUUGGCCCUUGUGCAGAGCAGCCUUACUGCCCUCCUGACAGCUGUUCCCACACCUUAGCUGUGCACUCUGGAAGCAGGGAGAAAGCAAGGGACCCCCAAGGGACAGGACAAAUCACUCGCCACCCAGGCCUGCCCCUCCUCACACCUAUCAACUGCACAUAGGCCCUCAGGUCUUGCGGAAUCUCUGUACUGGAAUCUGAUUCUCCAACGCCUGAACAUGUCUUCCCGUCCCCUCCUGGACACUAGUCUUCAGCAUACAGAUGGAGCCAGGCACUCGGUUACAAACCAAAAAAGUGAUGGUGAAAAACCCCAUGUGGCCGCAGAAACACAAUGGCUGUUCCUCAAGUCCUUUGCAGAGAGGGAGGAGCAGCCCCGGAGCCCAGCCUCAACUCACACGCACACGCUCUGCCCUGCGGCAGCUCCAGCAUGCAGGUGAUAGAUGACGACACCACAGCCACCCCCCUGACCCCCACAUGCACGAGACCCGGAGACCCAGAUCGCUGUGUGGCAGGACCAGUCCUCAUCAUGGGCAUCCACAGGCCACUCCAUGUGCUUCCCGCUCACCUUCCUGCGGGUUCCUGCUCACAAAGGGCUAUCGCUGAGUGCCAGAAAACUUCCCCACCUAAAGCGCAAGGGGGGACAGGACAGACGAAACAUUCCCCACACUUUCCUAGAAGGGGCUCUUACCCUUUGAAGACUUCCCAACAUCCUGAGUCAGCACCAGUAUCACUCAGGUCCCCACGUGGCCUCCUGCGCUGGUCAGACUCACACCUCCAACCUCUCUCAGGCAACUCUGACAGUCACGCAUUUCAUUUUCAUAUGUGCAGAAAACAUACACUCACCGUCAUGGGGUGAAGGGCCUUCUCUCUUCUAGACUAAGCCCAGCUCCUGGGACUGGCCCCAAGUCUGUCUUCCAACGCUUCUCACCUUUGAUCUCAAACGUAGCGUAAGGUGCCUGCUUCAGACUUCUGUCCCCACUGCUGCACCGUGUUACUCCUUUUCCUUCAACCCAUUGGCAGUGCAGGCACAGCUGGCUGGGCUUUUAUAAAGCAUCUCUAAUCAAGACUCCAGAUAAAGGGAACGAGAUUGGGCCCAAGCACCCAUGUCAGCUCAGGGGACACAGUCAGCAAAGCCAGAAGGUGGUCUGUGCUGAGGUGCUAAGUAGCGUCCCCAACCCAGCCUUACCAAAAAAAAGUGAAGUUGCCUUUGCCCUUCCCUGUGCGACACGGAAGGAAGGAAGGGGGCCCCAGUGCUUGGAGGGGCAGGACCCCUCCCUGAUGCCUGACGGGAAGGUUUGGUGCCCAGGAACAGGUGAAACCCUGAGAUAGUCAAAUGUUCUUCAAAACAUUAGCACCGUUUUCUGGAAUUUGAAAACCCAAAGGCGAAAUACUCAGGAUCUGAAGGGGACCACUGUGUCUUAUUCCAGCGAGUCCUGAACCUCAGAUACAAGCAGCCACACAGGG